Messenger RNA from Enhydra lutris kenyoni (northern sea otter), 4713 nucleotides. Its product is annotated as PDLIM1 interacting kinase 1 like. The transcript is spliced from 3 exons. Gene Ontology annotation, biological process: protein phosphorylation. The coding region runs from base 1956 to 3245 and encodes 429 amino acids. Lineage: Eukaryota; Metazoa; Chordata; Mammalia; Carnivora; Mustelidae. The record is from RefSeq and is a predicted model, not a curated record. Gene Ontology annotation, molecular function: protein kinase activity; ATP binding.
AUAAUAAGGUACAUUCACAGAAGUCUCAUUUACAUCUCUAUCCUCUCCAUCCCACAAAGGGAACCAUUUUUAGAAGACUGAAGUUUAUUCUUCUACUGUUUAACUUUUAAACAUAAGCAAUUAAUGUUCCUUUAUAUCAUCCUGCUACUGGGUGAUAUAAACACUACUACGCACCUCACUUAUUUCACUUAAAACUAUAUAUGGACAUCUCUCCAGAUUGGCAUGUUUAUUAGGUAUGUAAGAAGUCUUCCACAUAUCUUUGUAUGGUUGCUUACAUACUCUCUUGUGCCUGUACUAUAAUUUAUUCAGCCAGUUCUUUGACAUGUGAGCAGUUUCCAAUGUUUUACUAUGAAAGUGCCAUAAUGAAUAACUUGUGCAUACAGCUUUUUGUAUUUUUGUCAAUAUUUAUCACUAGGAUUGAUUCCUAGAAGUUCAGGAUUUGACCUAGGAUUCCUGGGUGAAAUAGUACAUAGAUACAUAGAGUGGCUAUGUGUUGCCAGAUUUUCUUAAUGAGUUACAUCAUUUUGCCUUCCCAUAAGCAAUGUAGGACAAUGCCACCCUUGGGUGUAUCUUAGUACCAUAACAGAUAGAGGAGGCUUCAGAGAUGAAUCAUAGACAAGGUUCCUGUCCCAAGGAAUUCUCAGUCUAGUAGAAGUCCUAUGGGCAAACAAACAAUGAUGUAAAUGUAAUAAGCCAGGGAAGAUUUACCCUGGAGCUAAUGAAGCUUAAGCUUGAGGCGCUCCCUUACACAGACACUUCCCAAGGCCCCAACGGUGUGUUCAUGGGGUCAAUCUGCAAUCUUUUUCCUAAAGAAAACACCCCCAAUUUUUUAAGCUUCAGGCUGUAUAGGACCUGAACCCAUUACAAUCUUUAGUCAGCCUGUCUUUGGGGUUACAGAGUUGGAUUUCAAGUCUCAGUUCUGCGGUCAGAGGAGGGAUUCCUAUAUUUAAUGACUGAGACAAACAAAAGGAAAAGGCUCUUCUAACCAAAAGAGAUACUCCUCUCCGGAUUCAGAUGGAUUACCCACACAGGUAUUAAGACCAUCUAUAGCUUCUCUCUAAUUUCAAGAGCAGAAACUAAGCCUUGGCGGGCGUCAGUAUCCCCAGCAGAGAGCUGAAGACUGGGGGAUGGCACUCAGAACAAAAGUCUGAACGGAUUAUAGAGCAGGGUGCUGUCGGGUUUUUGGCAGAGGAGUUGUACUAGGAGAGUAAGUAUUCAAGGCAGGUACACACACACACCCCAAACUACACAACUUUUGCACAAAUAAGGCAGAGGUCUGUUUUCUCACCUGUAAAAACAAGGUUAGCAAUAAAGCCUAUACCCUUUGGGAUUUGGUCAGGAUUAGAAAAGCUAAUUUAAACACCUAACCCAGGCUCAGACUCUGAGGAGAAGGUCCAUAAAUAGAGGACUGCAAAUAAACUGGGUAAGUGGUUGAUCCUCGAGAGCCCCAACAGGGAUUCUUUGCACAUCGUGCUUACUGCAGCAAUGGGAGCAGGAACCGCUUUGUUGACAAAUAGUAGCUGCAGAAUAAAUUGGUGAAGAAGGGACGGACGUUUCUGGCGGAUGCUUACUGAUCCGUGCAACUAACUGAAUAAUGGGCUGGUCCGAGUCUCUGAGUCACUGACAGUCCCGGGCUGGCUGUCAGGCGACUGAAUGCCGGAAUCUGACACACCGCUGUCCGUCUCGCCCCAAGAGAAGGGCUGCCUUCGCGGUCCAUCCCGGCCCCGGCCGCCUCGGACCUCGCGCGGGCUGGAUCCCGACUCCCCGCUGGGGCCACCGCCCCGCAGGGACUGCGCGGGCGGCAGCGGCCAGGUGCGAGAGCCGCCGCGCCUUCCUCCCGGCGCCGGGCAGGGCGCCCCCGACUCCCGGCCGCGGCGGCCCAGGAACAAUGAGGUGCCGGCUUCUUUAAGGGAGAUACCACCGCGCCGGCGGGGCAGGGGACGGCGUCCUCCCAGAUGAUCGCACCCAGUCCCGCGCCGACGCCGCCUGGGCAACUGCACCGUCCGCAAACAUGGCUCAGUGACUCUGACAAAAGGUGCAGCCUCCCACCCGGCUGGGCGGACGCCAGGCCCCCCAGCUCGGACCGCGCCUCCCGCGGACUAGCCGAAAAGCUCCGCGUCCCGCAGGCACCCCAAGCCCGAUCGGAAGAAGAUGCAUCAGGCGUUCCGCCCCAGCGACCCCCGCACACCUGCCCGCAGCUCGAAACUUUGACCUUGAAGAUGGUGAGUAGCCAGCCAAAGUACGAUCUAAUACGGGAGGUAGGCCGAGGCAGUUACGGUGUUGUGUAUGAAGCAGUCAUCAGAAAGACCUCUGCACGGGUGGCGGUGAAGAAAAUUCGAUGCCAUGCACCUGAAAAUGUUGAACUAGCCCUGCGUGAGUUCUGGGCACUAAGCAGUAUCAAGAGCCAACAUCCAAAUGUGAUUCACUUGGAGGAAUGCAUCCUACAAAAAGAUGGGAUGGUGCAAAAAAUGUCCCACGGCUCUAAUUCUUCCCUUUAUUUACAGCUUGUAGAGACUUCAUUAAAAGGAGAAAUUGCCUUUGAUCCCAGAAGCGCCUAUUACUUGUGGUUUGUGAUGGAUUUUUGUGACGGUGGAGAUAUGAAUGAGUAUCUAUUGUCCAGGAAACCCAAUCGUAAAACUAACACCAGCUUUAUGCUUCAACUGAGCAGUGCUCUGGCUUUCUUGCAUAAAAACCAGAUCAUCCACCGAGAUCUUAAGCCUGAUAACAUCCUGAUUUCACAAAGCAGGUUGGAUACCAGUGACUUGGAACCCACACUAAAAGUGGCUGAUUUUGGUCUCAGUAAAGUUUGUUCAGCCUCUGGGCAGAAUCCAGAAGAACCUGUCAGUGUAAACAAGUGUUUCCUUUCCACAGCCUGUGGAACAGAUUUCUACAUGGCUCCUGAAGUGUGGGAGGGACAUUACACAGCAAAAGCUGACAUCUUCGCUCUGGGAAUUAUCAUCUGGGCAAUGCUGGAAAGGAUCACAUUCAUAGACACAGAGACAAAGAAGGAACUCCUGGGGAGUUAUGUAAAACAAGGAACUGAGAUUGUGCCUGUUGGAGAGGCGCUUCUGGAAAAUCCCAAAAUGGAACUUCUCAUUCCUGUGAAGAAAAAGUCUAUGAAUGGGCGGAUGAAACAACUGAUUAAAGAAAUGCUGGCUGCAAACCCUCAGGAUCGUCCAGAUGCUUUUGAACUAGAACUCAGAUUAGUACAAAUUGCAUUUAAAGAUAGCAGCUGGGAAACGUGACACAUACAUUGUUUGCAAAUAUCUUGGAUGAUAUGCUGCUUAUGUUUUAACAGUGAUGCAACAACAUAAUGUGGCUGAAAAGAAUAUAAAAAGCUAAACUCCACCUUUUAAGGGUUUAGAUUUUAUUGUGGGAUGUUUUUUUUCCUCGUUUUUCUUAAGUCCAAGCUGGCCAUUUUGUUAGUAUGUUUUAAAUGUGUAUUACCAAUGUGGGUGUACAUUUUUAAAAAUGAUCAUUGGUAGAAGUUUGGCAGGAAAAUUCUCUUAAGAGCCAAGAAGAGAAGAAAGUCCAGUUCUCUGGAAAUAAGUCUCAAGUAUUUUAGACAUUCCUUGUCAGUAUUAGGAAUUUCCAUGGAAGAAGAGGUUUGCAUGCUGGCAAUGCAACCUUUGAAGCUUUGUAAAGGAAACAUAUAUGUAUAUAUUUAUGUAUAUGUAAGUAUGUGAAUGUGUGCAUUUUGCAUUCCAUAUGAAGAAAAUGCCACUUCUGUUUAAAUUAUUUGAUGUAGGUUUGGGUUUUUGAGAUUUGCUGGUGAAAUCAGUGAUGAAAAAUAAAAGAACCUUCUCUCAUCUUCCUCCCCUGCCCCUCCCUCUAAUGAAAUCAUACUACACUUUUUAUUUUUGUAAUAUUAUACGGCUUUUUUUAAGGCAUCAUUUUGGAGGGUCUAAAGUUAUCCGAUUAAGCAUAAAAUUAAGUGAUCCAAAGCUGCUGAAGUAUGUUUGAGCUCUCCAGUGCCCUAUAGCUGCAGGAGUUGAAGUAGCCAUGCAAUCAUGUGGUAGCAGGUUGGAAAGGACCUUGAUGAUUCAGUCGUACCUUCUUUAGGUAACCAAGCAUUCAAUUAACCAAUUAAACCAUUGCACUGGAACAUGUCUGCACUUGAGCAUCUGCAAUCUGGUACAAAUCUGAACACAGGAUUCCUCUGUUUCUGAAAACUUUGCAAUAUAUGAACUCUACUACUUGAUAUAGUAAGUUUUGAUUUCAAGACUGUCUAAGCCUCAGCAUAAAGUUGAAGAAAUCAAAUGAGCUCUACCCUCACAUUGCCUGUCCUGAUAUGGUCUCUUGUUUAAUCACUGGAAUUCCUUUCGUUUUGGCACUAAUGCUGUUUUCUCUUGCCUAAUUUAACACAGUAAUGAUAGUGAUAUGGUUGUGUUAAAUGUUGAUCACCUUUUUCUGAAGUGGGAGAUGAUACCUAUACAGCGUGGUAAAUGGAUGAAAUACUGCGGCAUCCUCUAUAUCUUUCAAGUAGAAACUUGCAAGUUACCGAUUUUAUACAAUCACUUGGUAUGGUCUAUGUCAAAAACCAAUAGACUGUUACUCUAAUUGAAGUUAGUUUGAUUUUUAACCCUAGAUGGUUGUCUCCAAUUUGUUUUCCUAUAAGUGCAGAUAAUUAAAAUCUAAGAAAGUUUUGCUGAAACAGAAUAUUAGCCUUUAAGGUUAGAUAGACUUUAAGGCCAUUGUAUCUAGGUUAGUCUU